Molecule: messenger RNA, 1302 nt
Organism: Sphaerodactylus townsendi
Lineage: Eukaryota; Metazoa; Chordata; Lepidosauria; Squamata; Sphaerodactylidae
Product: IQ motif and SEC7 domain-containing protein 2-like
Exons: 4
Coding region: 1-1302 (433 amino acids)
Biological process (GO): actin cytoskeleton organization; regulation of ARF protein signal transduction
Molecular function (GO): guanyl-nucleotide exchange factor activity
Source: RefSeq, a predicted model, not a curated record
AUGGGGCCAGCGUCAUUGAAAAGCACCUCGGGCCCAAUGGGCAGGUGUGAGGGGAAGCCCACGGUGACGGGCUCCAGCCGGCUGCGGCAGUUGAGGCGCCUGCCCUGCUGCCUCAGAUUUUUCAACAGAGCCCACAGUAAAACAGCCGUGCGGGCCACUAUCCGGCCCAACCUGCCUUGUCUCUCAAAACGCAACGGGACGCGUGGCACGGCGCCGACUCCACCCCGGCUAACUUCCUUCUCUGCCUCCCGACAGGUAAAAUCUUUGGCCGAGUCCAUUGACGAAGCUCUGAACUGCCACCCACUGGGGCAGGAGGGAGGGCCGGGAGGCCCCUCUUUGGAGAAGAGCGAGUCCAAGGAGCAGCAGGGGGACAGCGCGGCCACUUCUUUCAGUGACGUGACGCUGUACCUGGACGAGGGGGGUCCCACGUCACCCCUCUCCCUGGAGCGCCCACCCAGUACUGAGCCGCCCGAUUCUGGCGGAGGAGGGCCCAUCCCGCCCCCUCCUCGGCCAGAGUACUGGGGUGGGCCCCAGAGGGAGGAUAGCCGGGAGAACGGAGGCGGCAGCCGGCGCAGCACGCCUUGUAUGGAAUGCCGGGACUUCCGCCUGCGCGCGGCCCACCUCCCGUUGCUCACCAUCGAGCCUCCCAGCGACAGCUCGGUGGACCUAAGCGACCGCUCUGACCGGGGCUCUCUGAACCGGGGCCUCAUAUAUGAGCAAGACGGCUGCAGUCCCCACGGCACCCUCAAGCACCCUGGCGGGCCCUCCCGUUCCCCGCACCCACACCGGCAUUAUCACCCCGAACCAAACCAGCCACCUCCACCUCUGCCUCUGCCGCCCCCUCAGGCCCCCGGCCGCCUGCCCCCGCCCCCUCCACCGGACAACUCAGAUGGCGACAACGACAGCCUCAACAGCACCACCAACUCCAACGAGACCAUCAACUGCAGCUCGGGCUCCUCCUCGCGGGACAGCCUCCGGGACCCUCCCCCGCCUGCCCCCGUCACCUCCUCGGCCCCUGGCGGGCCCUGCAAACAGACCUACCAGCGGGAGACGCGGCACAGCUGGGACUCGCCGGCCUUCAACAACGACAUCGUGCAGCGGCGCCAGUACCGCAUUGGCUUGAACCUCUUCAACAAGAAACCGGAGAAAGGGAUCCAGUAUUUGAUCGAGAGGGGCUUCCUGUCAGACACGCCGGUCGGUGUGGCACGUUUCAUCCUGGAGCGGAAGGGACUGAGCCGGCAGAUGAUCGGUGAAUUCCUCGGCAAUCGGCAAAAGCAAUUCAACCGGGACGUGCUCGAGUAA